Messenger RNA from Striga asiatica, 1442 nucleotides. The record is from the annotation of a GenBank genome assembly. Lineage: Eukaryota; Viridiplantae; Streptophyta; Magnoliopsida; Lamiales; Orobanchaceae.
AUGGCACCUGGAUCAGUUCGGAAUUCCAAGAAAUACAUACCAAACAACUCUCGACAAAGUCUCCUAAGUCACUUGACCAUGACAAAUACUUUAGCAGAUUCGAUACCUCGCAGAAGUAUCACGCGACAAUUUGAGAAGACAAAUGUGGGACCGGAGAAGGCAAAUGAGGGAUUGGAAACAGGUAAAGCAAAUAAUGAUUCAUCUAUAGGAGGUGAAACUACUAUAACGACUCACACGUUGGAGGGUGACAACACGACGCAUGUCGUUUCAUCAACUCAAUCUCCUCAAACUCAACAGAAUGAGAGCAGCUCUCUAGAUACUCCUUCAACUGAAGGAACUCUGAAUCCUCCAUUACCUCAAGCUUCAAGUUGCUCCAGUAAGAAAAAACGUGGACAAACCAUGGGCAAGAGCAUUAUAAAGACAUUUGAGGCUUCAGGGAAAAAAAUGAAAAUAACUGUGGACCCAAUGAUAGGAAGACCUAAAAAUAGAGUGGAGUCAGCAAAGUUCUCGAGUCAAAUUGGUGUAGUAACUCGAGAUGUCCUUCCGGUGCCAAAAAAGUGGAAAGACGUGGAUGAAAAAGGUCUUGAACCUGGCAUUGACCAUAUAAAGAUCCACAUGGAUGUUAACUUGGAAGAUACGGGAGUGAAACGAUGCGUGAUUGAUAGACUGCAAUCUAGUACACGCCAAAAACGCUAUAGGCUCCAUCAACAUUACAAGAAAUAUUCAUCCCUUGAAGAAGCUAAGAAUAACAAGCCAUCUUUUUGUGCGAAUAAACAAAACUGGGAAGAAUUGUGCGAGCAUUUCGCCUCACCUAAAUUCAAGUCUCAGAAGGAGUUGAACGGAGGACCUUGUGAUAUGCUUGAACUCUAUAAGCGUACGCAUUAUACAGACAAAGGUGGCUGGUCAAGUAAAGAAGCAGAAGAGAAUUGGGACUUGAUGAUUGCACGGAGAGAAAAAUAUACAGAACAAGGUGUUGAGAAGAGCGAACAAGAUAUUCUUCUUGAGGUUCUUGGCCAUGGAUCUGGUUAUAUAAAAGGCUAUGGUUACGGCCCAAGGCCUCCAAGUAGACGUUCAUCAUAUGAUCUGAAUAGCCAGAAGGAGAAGGAGCUUCAAGAUACGCAUGAAAAGUUGCAAAAAUCAGAAUCUGAAGUGAUUGAGCUUAAAGAACAAGUCAGUAAUUUGAAAGACCAAUUGAGUCACCAAGGUGCAGAUAUUGCAAAGAUUAUGGCUUCCAUGGCUGCCAGCGGGACUAGUCUAUGAGCUAAGAAAGCUUCAUGUGCCGAUUUUCAUCUAUGACUGAAUGGAUUUAGCAACAAGACGAAUCAGAUUAGUUUUUCGAGGUGCACAAAUAGAAGAAAGACAACCAGCUCGAAAGGGAAUGCUUUGUUUCUUUCUCUAAGUUCUAAAUCAGACUAUUGUUUUUCGGGAAUGCUUUGUUUCUU